Drosophila simulans is the source of this 1604-nucleotide messenger RNA. RefSeq lists its product as uncharacterized. NCBI's taxonomy places the organism in Eukaryota, Metazoa, Arthropoda, Insecta, Diptera, Drosophilidae. The record is from RefSeq and is a predicted model, not a curated record. The transcript is spliced from 3 exons. The coding region runs from base 316 to 1422 and encodes 368 amino acids.
GUUUACAUUCAGUCAGUGAUAAUUACUUUUGACUUUCGGACAUAAAUUCAGUGUAAUCUUAAGAGAAAUUGUUCAAACAAUUUGUUGUUAGUGCAAAUGAACCUUAGGGGAAAUCAAGAAGUUGCGGUGUCGAUUUAGUUAAGUGAUCUCUGUAACUUUGGUGUCGGUGUGGAUGAGAGUACUAACCUGAUGAUCCUGCUACCGAUUACCCCGCCGCAUUUGUAAAUAAGUUUGGCAGUAGCUUCUGCUCGGAAUCAAAAUUUUCCCAUAUUUCGGCCCUUAUUUCAAAAUUAAAAGUCUUUCCAAAUCGUUAAUAUGGUAGUUACCAUUGUUACCUCUCCGCAUAAAAAAACUGGUCGUGUGGUGCCUCCCAAAAGUACCCCAGUUGCCGACAAAUCUCGAUCCGUUUCCACGCUUCUAUCGACUGAUAAGCGGAAAGGGCCGAUGAGCGUUGGAAUCAAGCGGGCCGCAGCCGGCGCGCUAACGAGUCUUAGCGGACCGAUAGCCGCCGGUCCUGUGAGCCUUGGCCUGGUCACUGGAACGGAUAGGAAUGGAAUACCGCAACACAUUGCGGCCUCAAAGGCACAAGCGACCGCAACCCGUCCGGCAGCCCCGAUCCCGCCACCACGCUCAUACCGCCGGGCAGGGACAUCAGGAGCAGCCGCUUCUGCCUCCGCUCGCCUUGCUGCCAAGGUGCCUGGUGCCCCAGUCGUCGGAUUGGACUUACAAACCGGAAGCAGCAACGUAAACCAACCUCCGUCAGUCACCAAGAAGAGCUCCCUGUCCAGCCGUAAGCUUGGCGGUGGCAAAGCUACAGAUUCAAGCAUCACGCGGCGCGUAAAGUUCUCGGCAAAUGUGCACACAUUCCCGUCCCUUACAAACACCAAGAAGUCCACCCGGAUUGGCGAGCUACAGCUGAAGAAGAAGGUCAAGAAGCUGAAGCGGAUCCGAUCGCGUCGAGAGGGCGGAAGUGGUGAGACAGCGCGUGAUCUCCUUAACUCAAGUGGUAUAGCCGCAAGUAAUCUGGACAUUUACAAAAACGGCGCCAUCGUUGAUGUGGAACCACCAGAACCACCACGUGUUCUACGCCUAAACGUUGUGGGCAAAUCGUCGCCGGCAACGGGAAAAUCUGCAUUAGUAACAGCCCUGCGGCGUAAGGCUAAAAGAACAGCAGAACAGGAAGAAAAGUCCGCAGAAUCUGUAGCUACUAAAGGUAGUAGGACAGGAAAGCCCAAGACAAAGACGAUCAGAAAAAGUGGUGGUAGCAGCGCGAAGACUCUGCUCGCAUCCAGCUCGCAUUUGGUGGAUAGCAGUGCGGGCUUAGUGGGGAGGAAGAAACCAGCAGCAACGGCGGCAACUGUCAGUCAGCGGAAUAGUCAAAUACAAAAACAAAAUGGGCGGCGAGGCUAUGGAAAAGUCUGAAGGCGGCGAUCAGCCGGAGAGUGCUGGCGAGAAGGAGCAGGUGCAUCAAGGAGCAGACCAGCAGGUUCAACGGGAAAAGCGUCGUCGAAGUGUGUCUCCUGAUGGGGGCGAUGUAGGCAGUGUAAAGACGGCUGAGGUUGUUUUAGACGGUGCAUCGGAUGUUGCCGUAACUAAGAAGCGGG